AUGGCAGACCCAAACUAUGGUCAAUGGAUCAAAACGGAAAGCGAAGGGGACGCUCAGUCAUAUACCUUCACCACUGCUGUUGGACAGACUUCACUCAUGGGUCAUCGACCCCCGUCUUCGAGUUCCGACAUGACUUCCUCGAGCCUACGAGGCGCGAUGGGCGAUAUACAUAUCUCGUCCGCGUCACACUACUCCGGGUCUCCCUCGCCUACUAGUGAUGUCUCUGCUCAUGUUCGAUCCCAACAAAGGGGUCCAACAUAUGACGUCGCGUCUGGCAUGGUAUGGAUCCAUCCUUCACCAGACGUCCCUCCCCAAGCCACCAUGCAAUCAUCUGGGUUUGGAGGUGACUCAGACCAGAGUACCCCUGUCUCGUUCUCCAAUAUACCUCCGCCUUCCGUUCAUCCCGACAAUGCCACGAACAAUUAUUUACAGUAUUCAUCUUAUAAUCCCGGAACAUAUCCUCCACAACCAUCUAGCUCUCAGCAUUCACAGUCUGUAUCCUCCAUGUUCGCCUCUUCCCCUUAUCAGGAUCAAUUUGGCUUCGAGCAAGUUCGCCCAUCGCAGUCGAUGGUGCAUGGUCAGAUCACACCACACUCUGCAACCUUCCCUACCCAAGGACGCAUCGCAUCCUCCUCCCCCAGUCGCCCCGCCCAUGCCCUUGAUGAAGAGAACCGCCGUCUACGCAACAGAAUCAACCAAUUAGAGCUUUACAACGAGUCGGCUCGCAUCCGUAUCCGGGAAUUGGAGGCAGAAUUGGCCAACCCCAUGCACAGCGCAUCGUUCGCCGGACCAUCAUCCGUCAGCGGACUUCCCACCCCUCUGCCAACAUCUCCCAUGCCUACCACCUUUAACGCUUCCUGGAAAGCGAGGUAUGACGCCCGAGUCAAACUUCUCUGCUCCUUGAACCGCGCAGGCAAUGCUCUUUGCGCGUGGCACGACACUCGGCGGGAACGCCGGGCUCACCCUCCGCGCAUGGCACCCCCUGGGCGCCUCAACUGUGGCUGCUCUUUCGAUGAAGCCCUUUUCGAAGAGAGCCUUGCUCGUCACGGUGUUGGGAGUUACCACCCCGGCGAGAGCGUCCGCAUGGAUCCUGCCCUUCGGAACCCCUUUCUGAAGCUGUUGCAGCAGCGAUUCGGUUACAAAGACGGCGACUUUGAACGCGAUCCCGUCACGGGUAACUGGGUCGAAGGCGAGGGCCAUGCAAUUUGGGAAGCGAAGGUGCACUCUGGGGGCAGCAGCCAUCGGAAGGCACGUCCUGACGAACGUCAUUGA
This is a messenger RNA of Heterobasidion irregulare TC 32-1, 1272 nucleotides long. RefSeq lists its product as uncharacterized. NCBI's taxonomy places the organism in Eukaryota, Fungi, Basidiomycota, Agaricomycetes, Russulales, Bondarzewiaceae. The record is from RefSeq and is a predicted model, not a curated record. The coding region runs from base 1 to 1272 and encodes 423 amino acids. The transcript has 3 exons.